This is a messenger RNA of Coffea eugenioides, 2696 nucleotides long. RefSeq lists its product as uncharacterized. NCBI's taxonomy places the organism in Eukaryota, Viridiplantae, Streptophyta, Magnoliopsida, Gentianales, Rubiaceae. The transcript is spliced from 2 exons. Bases 397 to 2316 code for a protein of 639 amino acids. The record is from RefSeq and is a predicted model, not a curated record.
GUUGCUGCCUGGCUUUUAGUAUGAAACUGUAAUAUGAGUUACAGAGAUAGAAACAGAAUUGACUGGCAAAACGAUUUUAAACACUAAUGCAGAAGCAAACUUCGGACUAGCUUGCCCUUCUCCGGCCGUCCGCCCCCUCCCCUGUAUGUCUCCUUUUUUUUAAUCUGUCUUGGACGGGUUCUUGGUUUUAAUAUCUUAUUCUACUUAGUAGGGCAUGUUUGCUUGUGGGUUCCAUGUGCUUGGAUUUUCAGUCAAAGGGUUUUUAGUUUUGUGUACAAACUAGAGUAAGUAGUAGUUUUCUGGAAACCAGGGUUAUAUGGAAUCAGGGUCUGGUCCUGAAAGUAGUUACUAAUAGACAACGUAUCAAAAGGAGGUUGUGAUCCAGACAUAAAGAAGAUGAUGCAUAUAGGCGAAAUACUACCCACGGCUGAUGCUGGGGUUAAAUUAGAAGUAAUGGAAAACAAAGAAAACAAUCAUGAUACUUCGUCUGUAAAGAGAGAAUUAGAGUGCUGCAGUAACUGUUGGGGAUGGGAAAAGAAGUUCAAGCAGGCAGAAGAGAGGCUCGUGGCGUUGAUGUCCCAGUUUGAGAAGAAGAUAAGUGAGCUUGAAUCUCUGGAGGGAAAGCACAGUGCACUACAACUCGAAAAGCUUGUGACAGAAGAUGAGGUUCAAUCUUUGAGGAAAAGAAACCAAGAGCUUGAGGAGAAAGUUGCUUGUUCCUCGAAUGGUAAGAGGUCUAUGGAUGGAGUGGAAAAGGGGGUAGAAGGUUUUGUUGAUUUAAUGGAAGAUGCAGGGGCUGACAAGGUUGUGGAUUUGAUGAUUGAGAAUCAGGUUUUGCUCUGUGAGAAGAAGAAGGCUGAAAGUGAGGUUGAAGUUUGGAAAGUAAAGUGCAGAGAAUUGGAGUCCCAGGUAUUGGAGUUGGAAGAGCGUUUGACCUCUGUAGAAGGGGAAGGUAACUUGAAUGGAACAGCCAAAGUAGGCAUGGCAUCACCUGGAGCAUGCAUGGAAGAGAUUACUGGAGCAAAAGGGUUUCCAGGUGGAGUCAAUGGUGCUGCCACUCCUAGAGCUGAUGCAUUUUGUACAAAUUUAACACAUGUAGACGAAGGAAACAGAGGCAUUCCUUUUGAAAAUCGUAUGGGAUCUGGUAGUCGAGCAAGGAAGCAGUUAGUUUUUGGAGACGAAGGGAGCCCCAGUAAGAAGAUCGCUCCUACAACACCAGGUGGUGUUAGAUCUUCUUCCCUUAGUAUUAUUGACAUCAGUGACAAUGAGGCUGAAGAAAAUGUCUCUUAUUUGAGUACUCUUGAUUUGCACACAAGUAAAAAGGCCUGCGAAUCAACUGAUUACGGAGGAGCGAUUACUCUGGAUAAAAAGCAGUUUCCUUGUACAAAGAAUUUGGCUAGUGCUAUUGACCAAACUAAUGAUGAUGAUGUGUCUUGCCAAGUUGGAAUUGCCCCCUUUAUGUCAACUUCUAAAAGGAAAAGAGCUGCCAAAAUAGUUGCUAGUGACAGCGAAACUGAUACGGAUGAUUGCUUGCCUAUUAGUAGGCUAAGGACAAAUUCUAGGAUGGCUACUGCUUCCCCAGACAAACAGGGAGAACCUGCAGUUAGGCGGCGCUUGGUGACGUUGAGAAAUUUGAAAGAGAAAGGCACUUCAAAGAAAAGCUCGCCUAGAAUUUCAAAGAGAAUCCGGACUGAGCGACUUUGUGGAAUACCAACAAAUAUGAUUUCUUCAGAUGAUGAAGAAGAAGAGAAUGAGUCAGACGGUGAAGAAGAUGACUUUAUUGUACAUGACUCUGAGUCAGAAGGAGGCAGUGCUUCUAAAGAUCCUAAAGAUGAUGACAACUGUGAUGGUUUAUUGUCUGGUGGUGAUUUUUCUGGUAAAUCAGAUGAUGCAUCUGAUGACAGUCUUGACUAUAAAGCUAUCAUAGCCACCAUUGGAAGGCACAAAGAUCAUAAAGUGAAGUGGGAAUUCCAGGCAGAUAUGCAAGCUGCUUUUGGUAAGGACAUUCAGCUCUGUAUGAAGGCUGUCUGUGCUCUUUAUCGCCAGCAGACCUCUGAGGAAAAGUUUCAUAAAGCAACAAUAGUGCGUAAUGAAAGAGGAUUUAACCAGUGUGAUGCACGCAGGGGUACGUCAUUGGGUGAAUUUCUUACUGACGGGGAUCCACAAGGUGACCUGGUGAAAUCUGUAGAAGAAUUGGAAGCACGUGAUCCAAAAUGGCUCGAACAAUGUAGAACGCUGGCAACACGUUAUGCUAAACAAUUGUAUGAGAUAUAUCAGAGCAACGAGGAUCCUCUUUGGACGGCCUUAAAUGGCUGAGAUAAAGGCGUUUAAAGUUGUGCAUAAGCAUCAAAUGUUUUAGACGAUAGGGAAUUGGAGGCAAAACUACUUUUUGAGGUAUCCUAUGUCUUGUCAGCUGUUUUGUAAAUGUUUUAUCCUGUUCGUUUUGCAUAUGUUCUGCAGAUUCUCAUGGUUUGCUGCAUGUGAUUAGACUAGAAAGUGUUUUUUCUCUUCUCUGACGUAUUAUCUUGAUGAGUUACAGAAUACCCUGACUGUAGUGCGUAGUACUAACUGCAGAAAAUGUACUAUCGGCCACUGGGGUUCUAAAAACUUUUUAUAGUUCUUUGUGGCAACUUUUUGCAUCUCUGGCAGCUGAUUCCUGAACUAAUAUACAUGGGUGACGAAUCUUAUAUUUGCAA